AUGUCUGCGUUUGAACAAAUUCUCCAUCAUUUGGAAAAUGCCGAGUCUGAAAGCUUGAACUCCAAGCUAUUUGAUCAGACUAGGGUGCAAUUGAAAGAUCCCAGUCUGUAUGAGUCGACUGAUGUGUUGAAUGAGUUUGGGUCAAAGGUCAUCAAGAUUGUAAGCUCUAAUAACACUAGUGCCAAUUGGAAGUCAAGAUCGAUUGAAUUGCUCGAUGAGAUUCUCAACCACUACAGUUUCGACAUUGUGGUGCAAACUUUUUCGCUUGAGAUGUUGAUUGCCGGACUUCAAGGCCAAAAUGAAGACCUCAAAGUGCUCAUUAUCGAAAUUGUUUCCAGGGCAUCGCCACCAGAUUUGGUGGCAAACACCCCGUUCGUGACAACCAUGCUUACGUCACUCACAAAGGUGGACACGUCGGUGAAAACCGUCAAUGCUAUCGAAAAAGCACUUGUCCAGCUGGCGCAUGGAGAACUCGUGCAGAGAAGACUGCUCUCCAAAGAAUGUCAAGAACUUCUGGAUCGAAUAAGAAAUGACCCAAAAGUUCUGUCCCGGUGCUUUGACUUGUCACUGCAGCUUUUGCCCAUCAUCCACGAUCUUCCAUCCCAUCUGUAUUUGAUGUCCGAACAGGAAUUUGUGAAUAGCAACGACGUGCUUCUCAAUGCGUACAUUAUCUCGUUUUACAACAAGCUUUUGGACGUGGUCGAGGUCUCAAAUCUUCCAUUGUGGGAUAAAUUGGAUGAGCAGUUUGGAUACAUCUGCAAACUCUACGUUGACGACAAUUUCAUGGCCAAUCUCAAGAUCUUCUUCACUUUGGAGCCGGUGGUGAUUCUGGCUCAUCUAAGUCAUUCCAGUAAACGCAAAUUUCUCUGUCUGGACCAGAAAUAUCAUAUUGUGAAGCAUGCAAUCACUCAUUUCGACGAGCCUUCGAUCUUUCUUCUUGCCAAUAUCGAUCCUGCUUUAUUGUCUACUCAGACAGAGUUCCUCCAGUCGCUUCCAUUGACGGCUACCACUGUUCCAAUUUUUGGCAAUCUGUCAAGCAACGCGCAUGUGUUUGAGAAACUGGGCGUUUCUCCCUCCAAGGUACUUAACCUGUCAACCACGUCGUUCCUGGAGCUUUUGAAAGAACUUUCAUCCCAUCAACACGCUGUUCAGCAAUUAAUCCACUGGCCAACCGUGAUGAAUAGAUUACUCAACGAAUACACAAAUAUCACCAACCCAGAGAUAUGGAAGCUGAAAAUGACCAUUCUCCAAAACCUUUUCAACGAUGAUAUUGAUAUCUGGAGAGAAAAGGUCCAGCAAGAGAUAAAAAGAAUGAAGGGCCACACAGAAGCUCAGGUAGACGUGAUGGAUACUACCGCAUAA
Molecule: messenger RNA, 1362 nt
Organism: Ogataea philodendri
Lineage: Eukaryota; Fungi; Ascomycota; Pichiomycetes; Pichiales; Pichiaceae
Exons: 1
Coding region: 1-1362 (453 amino acids)
Source: RefSeq, a predicted model, not a curated record